Salvia splendens (bonfire salvia) is the source of this 1444-nucleotide messenger RNA. RefSeq names its product RNA pseudouridine synthase 1. Bases 1 to 1134 code for a protein of 377 amino acids. Lineage: Eukaryota; Viridiplantae; Streptophyta; Magnoliopsida; Lamiales; Lamiaceae. The transcript has 4 exons. Gene Ontology annotation, molecular function: RNA binding; pseudouridine synthase activity. The record is from RefSeq and is a predicted model, not a curated record. Gene Ontology annotation, biological process: enzyme-directed rRNA pseudouridine synthesis.
AUGACAAGAAUGCCCUUUGGUUACCCCGCUCAUCCCCUCCUCCAAAUUAACAGACCUCUCCGAUUGUCGUCGAUGGCGGCGGAAGCCCACGCGAAUUCUUCCCAACUUCAGCCGGAAAACUCCCCCCAAACACUUGCCGAUUACCCUGUCCCACUCUCCCCUCCGCCACCGCUUCUAUCGAAGAACGUCGAGCUGAAUAGGGCUUUAACCGCAUCUUCCAAAUCUUCCAUCUUUUCCCUCUCUAGAAAUGAUGUACUCUUCGAAGAUGAGUGGCUCAUUGCUGUCAAUAAGCCUCAAGGGAUUUAUUGCGAAUCCAUUUUGUCUUCAGUUCGGAGUCUUCUCAUCCCUCAUCAAGAGGAGAUAGGGAAGUUGCAAGAAUUCCAUCUAUCUAAUCGGCUAGACCGUGAUACGAGUGGUGUGACGGUCGUAACAAAGUCUCAUAAAGUGGCGGCCAAGCUUGUGAAAGCGUUUACAGAUCACAUGGUCAAGAAGACUUACCUUGCGCUGUGUGUUGGUUCAGUUCCAAAAUGGAAUAAGAACGUUGUAAAAUCUGGCCAUGGUCGAUCAAAGCAUGGAGCCUGGCGCAUCUAUGCUGUUUCUGAUGUUGGUCGGACACUUCCUGGCGGAUCAUACGUUCGAGAUAUGGAAACGCUUAUUGAAGUUUUAUCAGUAGAUGGGAAAGGCAGGUCACAAGAGCCUCUUGGAUCGGGAAAACACGAAGAAAAUACCAUUGUUGUUAAGGAAAAACCAGAAGUUACAUCUUGUACUGAGAAAUCAGAGGUUCUAGUGAAAGCGUACCCUAGAAGUGGAAGAACGCACCAGAUUCGUCUGCAUUGCCAGUAUCUUGGAAUUCCAAUUAGAGGGGAUGUGAAGUACGAAGGUGUCUAUGAAUGGAAGGAUAGAAUCUACGAAGGACAUGAACUUCAUGCAGAAAGCUUGUCUUUUGAACAUCCUGUUACAGAAAUGGCACAAUCAGCUCAUCCCUCUGAGAGUGUACCCGUUGACAGUCGCAUCAAGGUGAGAUUCUACUCAUGCAUCAUGCAGUUUCCAUCCUACUUGUCCUAUCGAUUCAGACCCCUCAUGUGCCACAGGAUCGUUGACAGCAGCAAAACCCCUUUCGCAAUGGCACUUUGAGAUGGAAAUGGAAUGUGUGGAGACCUGAAAGAGAAGGAUCAAAUAUUGUUUGACACUGAUUGAGUAUGUAUGAAGUGAGAAAAGUGGAUAAUGUCAAUAAUGAAGCUCAUCAGUUGCUUCAAAUAAAAGGAUCCAAUCAAAUAAAAUAGUAGGGCAGCAAUCAUCUUGUGCUUUUGACCCAUGGCCAUCACCCUCUCUUUCACCAAUUUUAAUUCUUCCUAAAGCUUUAAACAAUGAAAGAAAUUAUGUAGGGGCCCAAUUAUAUUCAUAGCUCCAAUAGAUGUACUACUUUACCUUAUAAUCCCCAAUU